AUGUAUUACUUAUUUAAAUAUAUAAUUCUUGGGGACACAGGUGUUGGAAAGUCAUGUAUAUUUUCUCAAUUUACUGAAAAAUGUUUCACACCAACUCAUGAUUCUGAAAAUGGUCUACAAUUUGGAGUAAGAAAGAUUACUAUUUAUGGAAAACAAAUUAAAUUACAAAUCUGGGACACUGAUGAUCAAGAAUCAUUUCGUCCAAUUACUCGUUCUUACUAUCAAGGAGCUGCUGGUGUUUUGCUUGUUUAUGACAUAACCCGACGUGACACUUUUAAUCAUUUAACAUCUUAUUUAAAAAAUGCACGAAAUAAUUCGAAUUCUAAUGUGGUUAUUAUGUUGAUUGGUAAUAAAAGUGAUCUUAAAUCAAGCCGUGAGGUUAAACGUAAAGAGGGUGAAUCAUUUGCACGUGAAAAUGGUUUGGUCUUUAUGGAGACUUCAGCAAAAACGGUAGCUAAUGUUGAAAAAGCUUUUAUUGAUACAGCAAAGGAAAUCUAUAGGAAGAUGCAGGUUGAAGUUUGUAAAAAUUUUUAUUGA
This is a messenger RNA of Meloidogyne enterolobii, 537 nucleotides long. The record is from the annotation of a GenBank genome assembly. Lineage: Eukaryota; Metazoa; Nematoda; Chromadorea; Rhabditida; Meloidogynidae.